UCUUCUGAGGAGCAUUAGCGGUUCGUAAAUACCCUUUCGCUUUUGAUUUAGGGCUACCGCCUCAGGUUUUUGCAGUUAUUGGAAUUUGAUCUCUCUCUCUCUUCUCUCUCUCUCUCUGUUAUUUCAUUAGGAAUGGCCGGAAGCGGAGUGGUGACGGUGUACGGAAAUGGCGCAAUCACCGAGACGACGAAGAAAUCGCCGUUCUCGGUGAAGGUAGGGCUGGCGCAGAUGCUGCGCGGCGGAGUCAUCAUGGACGUCGUGAACGCCGAGCAGGCGCGCAUCGCCGAGGAGGCCGGCGCCUGCGCCGUCAUGGCGCUGGAACGCGUGCCUGCAGACAUUCGGGCGCAGGGAGGCGUGGCGCGGAUGAGCGACCCGCAGCUAAUCAAGGAGAUCAAGCAGGCGGUCACGAUUCCUGUUAUGGCGAAGGCUCGCAUCGGCCAUUUCGUCGAGGCUCAGAUCCUGGAAGCCAUCGGCAUCGACUACGUCGACGAAAGCGAGGUCCUCACCCUGGCCGACGACGACAACCACAUCAACAAGCAUAACUUCCGCAUCCCCUUCGUUUGCGGCUGCCGCAAUCUGGGCGAGGCCCUCCGCCGCAUCCGCGAGGGGGCGGCGAUGAUCCGUACCAAAGGCGAGGCCGGAACCGGCAACAUCAUCGAGGCGGUGAGGCACGUGCGCUCCGUGAUGGGCGACAUUAGGUUAUUGCGGAACAUGGACGACGACGAGGUCUUCACGUACGCCAAGAAAAUCGCUGCCCCCUAUGACCUGGUGAUGCAGACCAAACAGCUCGGGAGGCUUCCGGUGGUCCACUUCGCCGCCGGCGGUGUCGCGACCCCGGCCGACGCGGCUCUGAUGAUGCAGCUUGGCUGCGACGGGGUUUUCGUUGGCUCCGGUGUGUUCAAGAGCGGUGACCCGGCGCGGCGCGCUCGGGCGAUUGUUCAGGCCGUGACUCACUACAGUGACCCGGAUGUCCUGGCCGAGGUCAGCUGCGGUUUGGGCGAGGCUAUGGUUGGGAUAAAUCUAAACGACGAUAAGGUCGAGAGGUACGCCAACAGGUCGGAGUGAUCGACUUCGUUGACAUUGCCUGGACCGUUAUAUUUGCCUGUCUUAGCACUAUUUUCUUUUAAUAAGUUCAAUGUUAUAAUUUUAGUUUAUUAGUGUCAUCUUAGGCCUUGAAGAACUUUUAAAUUUUAUCUGUGCAAUGGAGUGGAUUGGGUUCUCUCUCUCUUAUAGGAUUUUUGACUGUAUAGUGAUUUUUAUGUUGUGUUAUAUGAAGUUCUUUUACUACUGGUUUGUCUGA
Messenger RNA from Diospyros lotus (date-plum), 1300 nucleotides. Its product is annotated as probable pyridoxal 5'-phosphate synthase subunit PDX1. Gene Ontology annotation, molecular function: amine-lyase activity. Lineage: Eukaryota; Viridiplantae; Streptophyta; Magnoliopsida; Ericales; Ebenaceae. The record is from RefSeq and is a predicted model, not a curated record. Bases 133 to 1065 code for a protein of 310 amino acids. The transcript has a single exon. Gene Ontology annotation, biological process: pyridoxal 5'-phosphate biosynthetic process; amino acid metabolic process; pyridoxine biosynthetic process.